Molecule: messenger RNA, 3175 nt
Organism: Alosa sapidissima (American shad)
Lineage: Eukaryota; Metazoa; Chordata; Actinopteri; Clupeiformes; Clupeidae
Gene: dapk2b
Product: death-associated protein kinase 2b
Exons: 12
Coding region: 252-1379 (375 amino acids)
Biological process (GO): intracellular signal transduction; positive regulation of apoptotic process; protein phosphorylation
Cellular component (GO): nucleus; cytoplasm
Molecular function (GO): protein serine/threonine kinase activity; ATP binding
Source: RefSeq, a predicted model, not a curated record
GUGCAUAACUAUACUUGUUUGACAGACCCUAGGCAAAGAGUAGAUGCUGCGCACCUAAGUUGGAGAUAACUUGAAGAAGCCCACUCUUGUCACGUUUUAUUUGAACUACGAUGUGGACUCACUGCAAGACCUGACAAUAGUAAUAUCAAGGGCUACCAACUGACAGGAUCGUACGCUAGAACGAAGAGAGAGAGAGACGUCACGACAGACAUAAACUCUUGUCCCCGCUACUCAAGAGACCAUCGUUAUCAAUGAGGACAUUAGGCAUGGCUGUGUUCAAGCAACAACGAGUGGAGGAUUUUUAUGAAAUUGGAGAAGAACUUGGCAGUGGACAGUUUGCCAUCGUGAAGCGCUGCAAGGAGAAGAGCACUGGCGUGGAGUACGCCGCCAAGUUCAUCAAGAAGCGCCAGAGCCGGGCCAGCCGUCGCGGGGUGCGGCGGGAGGAGAUCGAGCGCGAGGUCACCAUCCUCCAGCAGAUCCAGCACCCCAACAUCAUCACGCUGCACGACAUCUACGAAAACCGGACCGACGUGGUGCUCAUCCUGGAGCUGGUGUCGGGGGGAGAGCUCUUUGACUUCCUGGCCCAGAAGGAGUCUCUGAGUGAAGAGGAGGCCACAGAGUUCAUCAAACAGAUCCUCGAUGGCAUUCAGUACCUCCACUCCAGAAACAUUGUGCACUUUGACCUCAAGCCUGAAAAUAUAAUGCUGCUGAACAACAAAGUCCCUCUACCCCGCAUCAAACUGAUUGAUUUCGGCCUGGCACACAAGAUAGAAGAUGGAGUAGAGUUUAAAAAUAUCUUUGGGACCCCUGAAUUUGUUGCACCAGAGAUAGUGAACUACGAGCCCCUGGGAUUAGAGGCCGAUAUGUGGAGCAUAGGAGUCAUCACCUACAUCCUAUUAAGUGGAGCAUCUCCAUUCCUGGGGGAUACCAAACAGGAGACGCUGGGCAACAUCUCAGCCAUGAACUAUGAGUUUGACGAAGAGUUCUUUGGCAGCACCAGUGAGCUGGCUAAGAGCUUCAUCAAACAGCUACUGGUCAAGGACACUAGGAAAAGGAUGACCAUUCAGGAUGCUCUCAAUCACCCCUGGAUAAAGCCGGAGAACCCCAGACAGGCGCUGGUGCGCAGGCAGUCCGUGGUCAACAUGGAGAACUUCAGAAGGCUGUAUGCACGACGCAGGUGGAAGUUGUCCAUCAGGAUCGUGUCUCUCUGUAAUCACCUGACUCGGAUGAUGAGGAAAGGUCAGCCCAAACGGCAGGCAGCUCUACCCGGGAUUGUGGAGCGCACAGUGGCCAUGUUUGAGCGCGACUGCGAGAGCGACCAGGAAGAGGAGGUCAUGUACAGGAAGCCCAGGACUCGCAAGAGGAGCAGCACCUCCUGAAGCGCCUCUCUUCUGAGGGACUCCUCACGCUACUAAACCCAACAACCCCAGAGUAUUUCAGCACAAGAGUACACACCUGCCUAAACGUUUCAACCAUUCCAGCUUUCUGAGCCUCACCUGACAACAGUGAAGAGCCUUGAGUGGUCGAUUGCCUUUCAACAUGAUGUGCCCCAGGUUUUAUUUCAUGUACAUUAUGAAAACAUUUUAUAGUGCCACAAGGUGAUGUUUUGAGGUUUUUUGUGAAAUACUUUUUUGCAGUAGAUAAAAGGUUUGUCUACAAUUGCUUAUCGGCUGCCCAAGAGAAGAUUUAAAGAUGGUGCCUGUUUUGAGCUGAAAACAUACUUCAUGUACUUUACUUUAUAAAACUGUGUGUAUUUAGCAGGUCUUAAAAAGUGCCUUUGCAGUCUGCUCACUUAACAAGUGCCUCAUGUCCUCCUCUGUGUACUGAGGUAUUUUUAGCUGAUUUUGUCAAAUUCCCACUGUGUCCGGUUUGGCCGCUAACUCGACUAUGAUGGGUUGCAUAUAAAUAUGUUAUUUCCAGGUAUGCAUAUAAAUAUGUUAUUUCCUAUUUGAUAUGUGAAUGGGUUUUGUACAGUCUCAGCGUCUAUAUAACAGAGGCAAAGAGUGCCCAGAGAAUAUUUUUAAAUGUAUAUUAACUUCUAUGCCUUUGAAGUGUGAGUGCCAAUUUCCCUUCAGCCCCUUUAAAUUUUAGAGAAUGUAAUUAAUCUGAGGUAAUGUCUUACUAGCGUGGUUUACAACCCUUGUAAAUAAAUUGAUUUGUAACUAACCGGUAAUAGACACCGCAAAAUAACUCAUGUAUCUUUGCAGUUGUUUUCCAGCAUUGCUAAAUAUUUCAUGCCCAUAUUCUCAGCCUAGGAGUGGCUGGUAGAGUAGGUUAUUCACUUCUCCCUGGGAACCUUUUACCCUUAGGCCUGUUGUGAUGGCGUGUUUGUGUCACAGUCUUUCCAAAUGGGCUUACUGCAAACUGUCUCAAUUGUAUGGCAGGAAAAAAGAGAGAUUGGUUGGCUCACUGGUUUUCCCAAGGUGGUGACAGUCAUUUAUUAGUCUGACAAAUGCAGCUGGGAGAGUCUUCACGUCAAAAGUGCAUAAUUACCGUAGGCACCGUUGUGACAUUUCCAAAGAACAUUUCAUUGAAUUUAUUUUUUUAUGUUUUAUUUGUUUUUAUCUUUAUUUCCUCAUACUACUUCCUAAAGGCAUUCAGAGGCUAAUUGUGUAAGCUGUGGAACUCAUGUUGUUCAUAUUGGUUGACAUUACAGUCUCAGUCUUAGUUGGUGCCAACUUGUCACUGUUAGUGAACGCUCUAGAACAGAGCUUGUGCUGUGUGAUCCGUUAGAGUUGCCCAUGUACAGAUAGAUCUAGGUAGAAUUAUUUGUGAGUGUAUUUUUGAAAGUGUCUAAUGUUGUUUACGUUUGUGUGUGUGCACUCUUGCGUGUGUCUGUAUAUGUGUGCAUGCAUGCUUGUGUGGUUGGCUCUGUGGACCACAGAAUGUCUGUUAGUCUCUGUUUUUGUUUACAUUGUGCUUGGGCUAUUUACAGUAAUAACAUCUGUUCAUAUUCUUCAUUGUAAUUAAGAUGCAACUCAACCUCACCAUUCUGAGAUGUUGGAGUCGCUCCGACUUCCACCUGUUACCAUUUGUCUUAAAAAACUGCUGACUGCUAAGAAUGUGUUUAAUGACUGCUUUUUAAGUUUACCUCUAUGUUCUAUAAGCCCUAUGUUUUGGACUAUAUUUGUAAAAGUAAUUGGAGCAAGAGAGAAAUAAAUAUUUAAUAUAUUUA